Molecule: messenger RNA, 2465 nt
Organism: Dreissena polymorpha
Lineage: Eukaryota; Metazoa; Mollusca; Bivalvia; Myida; Dreissenidae
Product: hemicentin-1-like
Exons: 13
Coding region: 78-2465 (795 amino acids)
Cellular component (GO): membrane
Molecular function (GO): protein binding
Source: RefSeq, a predicted model, not a curated record
UAAAAUUUCUGUUCUGGCGGCUUUUUCAGCAUUUAAUAAAAACAUUAUUAAGAACAAUAAUAAUGUGAUGUUUGCGGAUGUAUCGAUUGAAAACGCUGAAGAUGUCGUUGACACUAUUUGGAGUUAUUAGUAUCAUAUUACUGAAACAUAUUGCUGAUGCGAGCAUGCAACCGGUGGGUCAAAGUGAAGUCUUUUUGACUUAUCAGGCGAACCAACCUCUGACUUUGAACUGUACGAUUACCGGCCAGCCGCAGCCGACCUAUACCUGGUCGAAACAAGGAUCAUGUGGGCGCAGUCUCAACGUUACAGGUUCCAAAGUCCAUGUGACAGAUUACUUGACGAUCGGGGAUGCCGGGAUUUACGUCUGCAACGCGUCCAGCGGCGGGAACGUGGUGACCCAGAUUUACCACGUGGCCGUUUACCGUUCUGGAUUUGAGGACAAGUGUAAUUUCGAGAACAACAACCUCUGCAGUUGGCGCCAGGAUUCGAACGACGUUUUUAAUUGGACAUUUCAGUCUGGAAAUACCAACUCAUCCGGCACCGGCCCCCCUGGUGACCACACAACUCAUGGCGGGGCCGGGAAGUACAUCUACAUCGAAGCCUCCGAUCCCCGCACGCGGGGUAACAACGCGGCAAUUGUGUCCCACCCACUUCCGGCAAAUCAACCCACGUGCCUCUCAUUCUUCUACAACAUGUUCGGCGCCGACAUUGGGAACCUUAACGUCACUAUUGUGGACAAGUGCUCGGGACAGACGCAGAUGGUUUUCCACGAGUCCGGUAACAAAGGUGAAGCCUGGAAAGAGGCGACCGUCAGCAUUCCAGCAUCAGCGGUCCCCAACGAGUACGAAAUUAAAAUAGGGGCCUCCGUCGGGAGCUCGUUUAAAGGGGAUAUAGCGUUAGAUGACAUUCUUAUUCAGGACACCUCGUGUGCAGAUCCAUCUGUUUCGAUUCUUGGCAACCAGAUGGUGAAUGAAAACAGAAGCCUAACUCUUAGUUGUCAACUGUCAACAUGCUCCACAUCCGCUUGUACGUACAGCUGGACUUCAUCACAAGCGAUACCCGGAAAUAGAACUCAACAAACCAUGACGUUGACAAAUAUCAAACGGGACUGGAAUGCAGCGACAUUGUAUUGCCGAGUCACCGUCAAUGUGUCAGUAUCCAUCGUCGGAUCAACCACAAUCAACGUACAAUAUGGUCCAUCGACAGCCACCAUAUCAGUCAGUAGCCCAAUGAAACUCACUGAGAACACAUCGCCUCCUACUGCCAUCACUUGUUCAAGCCCGGUCUGUAAUCCCAGCUGCAAUGCCAAGUGGAUCAACGGUUCAACCCAAAUACAUAACAACACGCUUUUUAUUACACCGGUCAGUCGAUACUUGGCAGGAUCGUACAAGUGCAAUGUUUCCAAUUCAGUUGGGUUUUGGACUAAACAGCUUGAGAUUAUCGUAAACUACGCACCUGAUGUGACGCUAAAUUGGGACGAAAGCUCAAAGAAGCUCACAUGUACAGUUGCGGGAAAUCCCGACAAUUAUACGUUCCACGCCCUCGAGCACCGCAUAUUAGGUUCUACGAUCAGAAACAUCAGUUUUCAGCCGGGAUCAGGCAGGUCACGUUAUGCAUUGUUGAGUUACCAGGACAAAGGAUCUUACACAUGCACAGUAGAAAAUGGCAUUCUCAAAAAUGGCGCAACAAAACAAAGUCGCACGUUGGAAGUGGUAAUAAAAGACGUCCCCGUUUUGCUGGAACACACUAGAACGUAUAACGUCUCAAAAGGCGACCCACUGAUCGUCACCAUUCCAAUUUACGCCUUCCCAGCUGUUUCGAAAACCGGAAUUAUGAUCAAGAUAGGAGAUCGGACCAUGAGUACCUCAGACAAUAUCACUUUUAACAUAAAGCACCAUACCGGCUUCGUGGUUUUCCAUAACAAGAGCAUUGAAAGCAUCCAAACGCUUUCAUUGGUGAUCAACGCGACGCAAGAAGAGUACUUUCGCAAUUUUACUGUGAAUUUCACAAAUUCCGUUGGUACAACAACUGCAUAUUUUGAAAUUAUCCCACAAGGACCUCCCGAAAUACCGGUACGUUUUGAGCAACAAUCGACAACGUAUCAAAGCGUUUCAUUCGCCGUCGAGUCCGGCUUCUUCAACGGCGGGGAUCAAACCCUCGUCAUUGAGUACAGACGAGUGAACAGCAAUACUUUACGGGUGAACGGCUCGGAAGCUUACGUUGGAAAUGGGAAAAAUGUCUUUGUGGCGAUGACGGUGGGUGAUCUUACGCAAAUGACCGACUAUGAGUUUAGAGUCUAUGCCUUCAACGUGUAUGGACAGAGCGAGUACUCGGCUGUGGUACAAGUCGCUACUGCUCUAAAUGUUUUAAUGGUCGUUGGGAUUGCUGGCGGCACUGCAGGCAGUAUCUGUCUUAUCGUUCUGGUUGUGUGCUUGAAGAAAAAGCGCGAUAAAAAGAAACAGUAA